Vicia faba (fava bean) is the source of this 384-nucleotide messenger RNA. NCBI's taxonomy places the organism in Eukaryota, Viridiplantae, Streptophyta, Magnoliopsida, Fabales, Fabaceae. The record is from the annotation of a GenBank genome assembly.
AUGUUAUCAUUAGAAAGAGACACAGAAGCAGAGAUGUAUGGAUUCGAGGUUAUACAAGAAACGAACGGAGAAGAAAAUCGAAGAGUUACCGAACAGCGUCAAAAUUAUCAAAGCAAAGGUGUUGAAAUUGCUGCGGUUACAGAAAUUGUUCCACCAAACAGAAUUGAUGUCGUCGAAUGGUUCCUCAUAGCGUCAUCGGUUGUUCUUCCUUCAAGAAGAUCGAAAGCAUUGCUUCGGGUGUUGAGCAAAAAUUGGGAUGGUGAGAUAGCAUAUCGAGAGGGAAAGGGUUAUGGUAACUGGAGGAGGGGUAUUACUGGAGGUACUGUAGAUGAAGAAGGUGAUGGACAGUUGCAAGAGGAGGAAGGUUGGUUCGAAGGUAGUUGA